AUGUCAGCCUCAUCCUUGCUUAUGGAAAAUAUUCCAGACCUGGACACGAGAGGGCAGGGAACAUAUAAGCGCUUCGAGGAAGGCAGCAUGUGUCUUCACGAAAAGCUUUACAACUCACAAACCUGCAGAUACCCCAAGGUCCAUUCGAUCCACCCCAAGAGGUCCACCAUGGCAUCGAGUCCACACUGGACGCACCUCCCGUUUCGGCUGGCUUCAGCCGGCGAAGUGCUGGCAGCCGGCGUUGCCCUCCCCAUUGCCUGCCUCGCGUGUGUGACGCUUCGCUUCCUUGCUCGAGCCAGGCAAAAGGUUUGCCUGGGUCUGGACGACUGGCUACUCGUGCCCGCAGCGAUCAUGGUAACUGGAAUGGGCAUAUGCUUCAUUUAUGGCUACUCCGUCCACGUAAUGGGGUACCCUACACCCUACCCCAUAAGCGACGAUCCUAAAAAGGCAUUAGCGAAGUACAAUCGCGCCUACGAAAUCGAAGCCAAGAUUGAAUUCUACUUCCAACUCUUCAUGAUCGCAGCGUACGGCUUCAUCAAAGCAAGCAUCGUCCUCUUCUAUCGCCGUAUCUUCGUCUCGAACAAGAAGUCCCGAUUCGCCAUCAUCUCCAACAUAUGCCUCGCCGUAACGGAAGUAAGGGAGCACUGUGGGGACCCCCUUGCCGCCGAAUCGGCCCUGGUCAUCUCAGACCUCAUCACUGAUUUGGCCAUCCUGCUCCUGCCCUUUCCAAAGGCGCUGUCAGCCUCUGUCGUGAGACUGGCCGUUUACCUGAUUGUCUUUGAGGUCGGGUAUGAGGCUGGAUACGACCCUGACCAAACCGUGACCACGAUGCUCUGGUGGAGCAUGCUGGAAGCCAGUCUGGGUUUGAUCGCCGCGUGCUUACCGACUCUCCGUCCAGUAGUUUACUCCGCACGAGGCUGGCUCCUACGUGAAGGCCGGAAAGGCUUUUCGGGUCGAUGGAGUCGAAAGCUUGGAUCCACAGGCGACCAGACGUCCCAGGGUGGGACUGGGGCAACGUCGGUGGAUGGAAAUAAGUCAAGCUCGGUCGUUAUCCUGGAGCCAAGAGCGAUGGUUUAG
Molecule: messenger RNA, 1077 nt
Organism: Aspergillus nomiae NRRL 13137
Lineage: Eukaryota; Fungi; Ascomycota; Eurotiomycetes; Eurotiales; Aspergillaceae
Exons: 6
Coding region: 1-1077 (358 amino acids)
Source: RefSeq, a predicted model, not a curated record